AUCUAAAUCAAGGUGUGGAAGGAGAGGAGGGGGAGGAGAAGAAGAGGACAAUCUGAUUUUGAAGGCAUCCAGUUGAUUGUAACAUCUUUCGCUUCUUCUUAAGCUCAGUUCAAGCACUGCUACAUUCCCACACCUUAGCAAUGGGCAGGCACCCGUGCUGCCAUGAGCAGAAGCUAAGGAAGGGCCUGUGGUCUCCGGAUGAAGACGCGAAGCUGACCGAGCACGUGAUAAAGUACGGCCAUGGCUGUUGGAGCUCUGUUCCUAAACUAGCAGGUCUGCAGAGGUGUGGCAAGAGCUGCAGGUUGAGGUGGAUAAACUACCUGAGGCCUGACCUCAAACGAGGCAUGUUCUCGGCCGAGGACGAGGAGCUCAUAGUCGAGCUACAUGCUGCACUCGGGAACAAGUGGUCACAGAUCGCAGCACGCUUGCCCGGUAGGACGGACAACGAGAUCAAGAACUACUGGAACUCUUUUCUCAGGAAGAAGCUGAGGCAGAGUGGCAUUGACCCAAACACACACAAACCUUUCGACAACUCCAACUCAGCUUCUUCACUAGUGUCGGAUAGGCAAUCAAGUGAGAGGGAAUUUGUGCCGACUAUGGCCAAAGCUUUCUUCCUGGACCAAGUACUCCCGGAGGCUUACUCCUUUCCAUCAACUCCACAUCCAAACAUGUCCACUUCGAUUGACGAUGUUAUGCGAGUUUGUCAUUCUAUCAGUAGCAGUAGCAUGAGCAGCAGCAACUCCUUCUCUUUUGACAGUGGCAUCCUCACUUGGCCAGAUAUGCUGCUCUACAAGGAUGAGAGUGAGGAGCUCAGGUGGCCAGAGAACCUCGAAGGGACCUUUUCCUUCUCUGGCUCAAUACAAGCUCCACUUUGUGACAUCAGGACAGAUCUCCUCUCUUCUGUGCUGAGUAAUUGCACUGAUUCAUAAAAAUUUCUGUAUUUGCAAGGUCUGGGUGAGAGAAUGAUUCACUGUUAGCCCUUUGUGCACUGAUUGGUUUCCUGUGCUGUACACACUUGGUGACAAAAAAUAUCAAAUAAAGAUUGUUCACUUUAUUUCUA
Molecule: messenger RNA, 1060 nt
Organism: Zingiber officinale
Lineage: Eukaryota; Viridiplantae; Streptophyta; Magnoliopsida; Zingiberales; Zingiberaceae
Product: transcription factor MYB86-like
Exons: 3
Coding region: 141-929 (262 amino acids)
Source: RefSeq, a predicted model, not a curated record